AUGAUGGGAAUGUUGCGGCUUACAACAACUGCCAUGGAUGCAGUCUUCGGCCCGUGGUCCUCCCAGCGUUGGUUCGAGACAAUCAUUGAGGGCACUUCAGAAGCGCUGGUGUUCCUGAGAGGGCCGGAGGCGGAACAGGGCCUGAAGAGGAUUCUCAGAUCGCUGUUGCCUCGAAUUGCUGUUGAGAGAGGUUGGAACGAGUUUGACGACCACGAGGAGUUAGCCCUGCAAGCUUUGGCAGAAUCGCGAUUCGUCAGAGUCAAAGGCGAGCGAUCCCAGAUCACUAGAUGGUUCGCGUGGCAUCGGCAUUUCGAGAGUUGGAUCGGUGAAGCAAGCGGGCAUGAAGACUUCCCGAAUCAAUACCAAGGGGAAUGGACGUUAAGGCUAAUUCCUUUGUUGUUGAUCGGGUUGUCUAUGGGGUUUGUGCGCACAGAUGACUCGGGGGACCGCCAGAUUGUGAAGGACCUGUCCACAAGGGCAGCAACUGCUGCAGGAGAAGCAGCAAGUGCAGCAGCAGCAGAUACAGCGGCAGCCGAUGCAUCGGGGGCAGCCUCGUCGUCCACUUCCCGCGACAAGACAGCUGAGCAGAAGAUGCGUGACAGUUGCAAGAAUGUCCUGCACAUUGCAACAUGCAUCCAUGGAGAUCGGUACUUGUAUAGUGAGGCCUUGAUGUUCUUGUAUGCCUGCCGGCCUCUACGAGACUGGUACAGUCACCAUCGGCACAACUUGCGCUCGCAGAAAGCAUGUUUGCAGUUUUACAAGGAUAUGGCAGCAGGACGUUGCUUGGAACAUGUCGGGAAAAUUGGCUGUCUUUCACAGCUGGAGCUUGGGAAGAUUGGCAUCCACACCGAGGAAAUCCUGAGCAGCAAGUCUUUGCAGAACUUGGACAUCUAUGAUUUGGAAGUUCGUGUGCAAGACAAUCUUGCAGAAAGGCUGGGCAGCCUUGUCUUGUCACUUCAGAAGUUCCGCCUCCAUGGUUUGGUGAUGUACACUCAUGCCUUUCCUUACUGUAUCGUGGGCUUGCUCGACGAGGAUCCAGCUGUCCACCGACUUGUCCGACAGUCGUUGGUCCAGUGGUUGGUUCAACUGCGGGAAAAAUGGAAAAGGGUGUUGGGAAGCCCACUUCCAUUUUGGAAGAAGCUGGCUUCGAGCUGCUGCUUGGGAUGGAGACUUUCAGAGGACUUGCUGAAGGAAGACUUCGAGGGAGAAGGAAUCCGCCGAGUGAUCGGCGAGCUCUUUGCUCACUGGGGUUCCAGCGGUCUUGUGGAAGACGCGUUUCAGCGUGAUCGGACUCUUGAGUCCAAAUCAGCUGGGAUGAAAGUGGCUCCUUCGCGCUUGUGGCAGCACCUUCCGGAGAAGAAAAUCCUCAGCGAGCUUUACAAAUUUCAAGAGGUGCAGGUGAACGAAAUCCCUGAAGAAUUGCCUGGGAAAAAACUUCCUGAAGGGAUCUACCAGCCUUCGGCCAAAACGUCACUUGCUUUUGAUGAUUUGGUGGGUACCAACCAAUCACCAACAUGGCCAACACACAGCUCGCCUUUUGCUUCAUUGGCCGAAGAGAUUGCACUUGUAGACAAGUUUGGUGGCAGCCAGAAAGAUUUGGAGCAGGGCCCCUUGCUUUGGCGGACCAUCUUCUUGCAGCAGUUCUUCGUGGUAAGAAAGAAGGUGAAGCCGCGAGGUCAGAUCAGCCAGUGGAGCAUGGUCUAUGGGAGCGCGAAAAACUACACUGCGCUCUUGCUCCCAUUAAGCUCACAGCAGCUUCCUGGCUCUGGCGGUGGUCGCAUAAAACUGGUCUUCAAAGAGUUCACCGCCAGCAACAUCCACUGGGCAAGUGUCGCAGAUCUGGCGGAGUGGGAAGCACUGCCAGUGGAGUGGAAGUCGCCGCUUCAUCUUUGGAGACUCACCAAGCAAGUCGUCGGAGAAAUUUCUCUACUGUCGGUUGGUAAACCGACAUCACUUCUGGAGCACUGCGCUCACCUCGGCUUCCUGAAGAUCCCGGUAGCAUCUGUGAAGAAGAUGAUGAAGGACAGAAUUUGCAGGUUUGUGUUUUUGAGGGUUUGUCUUUAUUUACAUUCAACACUGUCUGAGGUUUUAGUUUAUUAG
Messenger RNA from Symbiodinium necroappetens, 2100 nucleotides. Lineage: Eukaryota; Dinophyceae; Suessiales; Symbiodiniaceae. The record is from the annotation of a GenBank genome assembly.